Messenger RNA from Diachasmimorpha longicaudata, 2287 nucleotides. RefSeq names its product chloride intracellular channel Clic (gene Clic). The record is from RefSeq and is a predicted model, not a curated record. Gene Ontology annotation, biological process: chloride transport. Gene Ontology annotation, cellular component: cytoplasm; apical plasma membrane. NCBI's taxonomy places the organism in Eukaryota, Metazoa, Arthropoda, Insecta, Hymenoptera, Braconidae. The transcript has 4 exons. Gene Ontology annotation, molecular function: chloride channel activity. The coding region runs from base 214 to 996 and encodes 260 amino acids.
GCCCCAGUAAUUCGUGAGCCUCUAUCACGUUCUGUUCAGUUAUCUGAACGCCAAGUAUUCGAUUUGUAAAUUAAAUACCACCAAGUGCCUUGUACCCCUCCCCCAAUCAGUCCAUAUCUUACCCACAAUUCUUGAAAUCUUCACCAGCGUGGAAUACAACAGUUCACCAAGAUAAAGUUAAUUUAUCAUUCAUCCUGUUAAAAAAACGUUGAGAUGGCGGAUGAAGCACACGAGAACGGUACCAGUAAUGGGGACGUUCCAGAAAUUGAACUAAUAAUCAAGGCUUCGACGAUAGAUGGACGACGAAAAGGUGCCUGUCUCUUUUGUCAAGAAUACUUCAUGGACCUGUACUUGCUCGCUGAACUGAAGACAAUUUCCCUGAAAGUUACAACGGUCGACAUGCAGAAACCACCGCCAGAUUUUCGCACCAAUUUCCAAGCAACUCCCCCGCCUAUUCUGAUCGAUAACGGUGACGCCAUUCUUGAGAAUGAAAAAAUCGAAAGACAUAUAAUGAAGAACAUACCGGGUGGGCAUAAUCUCUUCGUUCAAGAUAAAGAGGUGGCAACACUCGUGGAGAAUCUGUUCACUAAAUUGAAACUUCUGCUUGUAAAUGCUAAGGACAAAGACAAAGACCCGAAAUCAUCGUCGUUAAUGGCACAUCUACGUAAGAUUGAUGAGCAUUUGGGACGCAAGGGAACAAGAUUUUUAACUGGCGAUACUAUGUGCUGUUUUGACUGUGAACUAAUGCCUCGUUUGCAGCACAUCAGAGUCGCUGGCAAAUAUUUUGCCGACUUUGAGAUACCAGAGACACUGGUGAACUUGUGGAGAUACAUGCACCACAUGUAUAGACUAGAUGCAUUCCUGCAGAGCUGCCCAGCUGAUCAGGAUAUCAUUAAUCAUUAUAAAUUGCAACAGAGCAUGAAAAUGAAGAAACACGAAGAGCUAGAAACACCGACAUUCACCACCAGUAUCCCCAUCGAGAUCAACGAUGACUAGACCAUCCCCCAACUAAUUUGAGCGAACGAGAAAUUAUAUCAGAGAAGCUGGGUCUUCUUUUAAUCAUUGCAUCAGUAUAUGUGGCUUGAUGAAGUAACUUAAAAAGUAUGUAGUAAGGCAAAAGUAUAAACUAUCAUUAAAAGCAAAAAUUAGGGGAUGAUUCAGUUGAACUAUCAUUGUUUUGUAAUAGCUUCGAUGCAGACCAAUGCUUCUCAUUUUUUAGGCUUUGAAAGAAAAUAACAAAUAAGUACGCAAUUUGGCCACGAUACUAGACGUCUUUUGUAGGGGUUUUACAAUUGUUAAACCUAGGAUGUAUUUUCUAAAAUAACUUUUGUAUAUUGAAAAAUGUAAGAUUUUGAAUUUUUACUGCUGAAAAUCGAGAGAACAAGCGCGCUCUCUCUCUCCGUUUCUCUAAAUGGGGCAUAAUAAACCACUGAGGGGGGAGUAAUUCACAGACAUUUUUGAUUGCCAAUUGACAAUCAAUGGUGAGAAAAUCCUGAAACCUUCAAGUUUUCUCUUUUUCUCCGCUUUAUUUUUGUAAAAGAAUGAUGUUAAGGGCUGGUGAAACGAGAAAAGUUGGGAUAUCAUUUGCAAAAAGAAUGAGAUAUUGGAUUUUUUGAGAAUUGAAAUUAAAAAAUAUUAAAUUAAAUUAUAUUAUUUGAUGGAUCAAUUAAUAUUUGGCUUUCACCAUUGAUUCUGGACCUUUCAUACUUGACACUCCACACUUUUAACAAUACACGCAUUUCACCAGUCCCGCUAUUUUCUUCAUCCUAUUCAAGAAAUUUGAACUUAUUAACAAACUUUUGGCAUUUUUUCGGCAUUUAACUAUUAUUGUUUCUCCAUUAUUUUUUGUUUAAUUACUUCAUUUACCUAGGAAUACGUAUCACUGCUCUAUUAAAAAACAGAAUCGGUCAAAUGCAUUAAUUUGAGGUUCAUACGAAUGUAUUUUUCAUAACUUGUCUUUAUUUGUUGGAACGAAAAGACAAUUGGAGGAACUGAACAAUUUGCAAUUUGAGAAUUAAGUUCUCAACUCAACAAAUCACACAAAUUCCUCCUUUGUUAUCGAUUGUACUUAUGUUAAAACUGAAUGCAAUCAUUUUUGUUAAUCAUCAAUGCAGAUUAAUGCCUAUUUUUCUUUUCGUUUCUAUGAACUGAGUAUUCUGAAAAUCAUAGUGAGUCUUUUACGAAAAUAUAAUAUACUUGAGACUAGAGCUAUUUCUGUAUCACUAAUUAUUAUUAUUUCACAUAACCACUUGGUUUAUACACUUCAAUAAAAAAUGAAUCGAAAUUA